CUGCCACUCGCAGCAAUUCCUGAACACACCCGGCACACAAAUCUAUCCUUUGGUGGUCCUGCUUCGCUUCGCUCACCAGUUUUGCAUUCUUCCAUUCAUACACGGCAAAACACAAGACAGCAACCGUCUCUAGGAGCACGAUCCGUUUUCAUUUGCCUUCCCGGGUCUACCGAAAACACAAUGGAGCAUCGUUUGUUCUUGAUGCUUUAUUUCAUCAAACGAAUAAAGAUGAGCGAAUCCGAUAAUGCCCAUUUAAGUGUGGUGUGGGUCCCGAAACCGCCGAAAGAAAGAGCCCAAAAAAAAAAACAGCAGACUGGCGACCGUCGGAAGACCUUCAUUUCGUCCUUCCGGGUUUGUGUGACGAUGGCAUCGAAUCAAGAACAAGAAAAACCCCCGCUCUUGGAAUGGUCAACGCAGUGGCAAACGCUGGGAAAACUCUGCAGUGGAACACGCUGGCGAGGGGCCCCAUGGCUGGAACCCGGCAAGCUUACGGGCUACGUCGCGUACGACCGUUUCAGCGAACGCAAUUGCAACUCACUAGCACCCGAUGGAAACGCUCCAUUGCGGAAAGCCAGCAGCUUCGUCGAUCGAGAGCGUAGCAAAUUACUGCGUCGUUUUUUUGUUCGAGGGAGCCUAGACCGAUUCGAUGCCGAGUCGAUAUCUAGAAUGUUAAGGGCUUCUGGGCAGAGUGGUUUUGGAGACAGAAGAAAUAGAAUCCGAACAGCACAGAUAAUCGAUUCUAGAUAUUGUGUUAAUAUAGGAGUUAUAGUUAGUUGAUGCAAACAAUAAGCCUCAUGAUGCAUUUACUCAUCAAAAUAAUUUCAUAUGAGCCAGGCGCUGUUCUUAAGACAGUGCAAAGGUAAUGUUAAAGAGUUUCAAAUUGGA
Molecule: messenger RNA, 885 nt
Organism: Anopheles stephensi (Asian malaria mosquito)
Lineage: Eukaryota; Metazoa; Arthropoda; Insecta; Diptera; Culicidae
Exons: 2
Coding region: 181-777 (198 amino acids)
Source: RefSeq, a predicted model, not a curated record